Seriola aureovittata is the source of this 2729-nucleotide messenger RNA. RefSeq names its product lysophosphatidylcholine acyltransferase 3 (gene lpcat3). The record is from RefSeq and is a predicted model, not a curated record. The transcript is spliced from 13 exons. Gene Ontology annotation, biological process: phosphatidylcholine biosynthetic process; lipid modification. Gene Ontology annotation, cellular component: membrane. Bases 58 to 1455 code for a protein of 465 amino acids. NCBI's taxonomy places the organism in Eukaryota, Metazoa, Chordata, Actinopteri, Carangiformes, Carangidae. Gene Ontology annotation, molecular function: lysophospholipid acyltransferase activity; 1-acylglycerophosphocholine O-acyltransferase activity.
CUGAGUCAGAAGAGUUCACUGGACCGCCACGGAAGGACGUUUCCGCCCUCAAGAAAGAUGGCGGCUCCCUUGCUGGAGAAUCUGUCGGAGUCCUUAGGUUCCCCGGAGCCAGCGGUUCGGCUCAUUUUAUCUAUUUUAAUCGGGUAUCCCUGUGCUCUGGUGUACCGGCGGUUCUUUUUCCACCAGCCUGCCACAGUUAUCCACUUGUUCCACACGUUCUCUGGACUGGCGCUAGCAGCUUUCAACUUUGCAGGCUCUCAGCUUUAUCACUCCGCAGUAUGCAUCCUUGUCCAAUUCCUGAUGCUGAGGCUCAUGGGGAGGACAGUAACAACUGUCCUGAGCAGCUUUACCUUUCAAAUGUUAUACCUGCUGGCAGGAUAUUACUACACAGCGACAGAGGAGUAUGACAUCAAGUGGACUAUGCCUCAUUGUGUCCUCAUGCUUAAACUUGUUGGUUUGUCAUUUGAUUACUAUGACGGCGGGAAGGAACCAUCGCAGCUGAGUUCAGAGCAGAAGACAGCUGCCCUGCCGUCGGUGCCCUCUCUGCUCGAGGUGUGCGGCUUCUCCUACUUCUAUGGAGGCUUCCUGGUGGGGCCCCAGUUUACACUGCGCAGCUACCAGAGGCUGGUGGCAGGGGAGCUCACUGACUGCCCUGGAAAGCCUCCAAACAGUGUUGUACCAGCUAUGAAGAGGUUUGCUCUGGGUUUUGUCUGCCUGGUGAUAUAUACAAUAUUUAGUCCCUAUUACCCAGACAGUUACUACUUAACAGAUGAGUAUGAGGCCCAGCCGUUCUGGUAUCGCUGUGUGUUUAUUCUGCUUUGGGCGAAAGUCAUUUUGUAUAAAUAUGUCAGCUGCUGGGUUAUAGCGGAGGGUGUAUGUAUACUAUCUGGCUUGGGCUACAAUGGGGUUGUGGAUGGUAAGCACCAGUGGGACGCCUGUGCCAACAUGAAGGUGUGGCUCUUUGAAACCACGCCUCUUUUUGGAGGAACCAUUGCCUCCUUCAACAUCAACACAAACGCCUGGGCUGCCAGACAUGUCUUCAAACGAUUGAAGUUCGUUGGCAAUAAGACCCUGUCUCACGUGGCCACACUGUUCUUUUUGACGAUUUGGCAUGGCCUUCAUUCCGGGUACAUCUUGUGCUUCUCCAUGGAGUUCUUCAUCAUCACUGUAGAGAGACAGGCCCUGGCACUGGUGAGGGACAGUCCCUUGCUGACGAAGUUGGCCAACAGCGCGCUCUACCCUCUCAUCUAUGUAGUCCAGCAGUUUAUACACUGGCUCUUCAUGGGCUACCCCCUAGUGCCAUUCUGCCUCUUCACCUAUGACAAAUGGCUCAAGGUGUAUUCUUCAGUCUAUUUCUGUGGUCAUGUAUUCUUCCUCGUAGCCUUUUUAAUCAUGCCAUACCUCCGUAAGGCGCUGGUGCCUAAGGAAGAACGGAGCCAGAAGAAGGAGGAAUAAAACUUGGUACUAAGACUUGGCAUGGUCUGUCUGAGGCUGAAUAUCCACUGAAGGGAACUGUGACUUUCAAGGAGCAGAACGGAAAAUAUUUUAAGGCCUUUAGUAAUAUAUACUGUAUGUCCAUGUAAAAAAAAAAAAAAUUUCUAUAUAUUUUUGUGUUUAAAUGGGAAGGGUGUUUUUAUAAACAUUCUGAGAAAUGUUUACAGGAAAUUACCAUUGUGCCACGUGGGGUAAUUGUGAGCCAAUCAGGGGCGAUUUCCUGUUUGUUUAUUUUUCUUUUUUCUUUUAUUUUAAGACAUGUGGGACUUGUAGAACUUGAGAGACUUACAUGCUGUCGACACAGAAUUGCACUCACCAGUCACGGGUCCAGAGUCUGUCAUUGACUCCGAUUUUGUUUUAUGUUUCAUUUCUCUGUCUCAUGUCUCGCACCACCUGCAUUUAGCAGCAGCACUGAGCCUCUACAGGAGGUUUAAGCACAGCGUCAGCGUAUGUGGCGCUUUCUAAUGUAAUAAUACAUCAUGCAUACUGCUUUCUGCAAAAGACAGAUUAUGAUAAUGAUAAAAAAGAAUAAUAAUAAUAAUAAUAAUCAGGGGGGUUGUUUCUUGAAAAUGGCUGCCAGUGGUUAUACAAGCACUGUAAAUCACACACUGUACACUAACACCCGACUCAAAAUGGCCUUGUAUUAAUGAAUGUUUUUACAGUACAUUUGUCCUGGUUUUAAUUUGAUUUGUGAUGGAAAAAAAAAAGACUUGAUUUUAUAGCGUUUUAACAGCUUUUAUGAAAAAGAACAUUUUUGUAGCUUUGGAUAAGAUUUCAUGAAUGGAUUUGCAUUGUUCUCCUGCCUUUUCCUCAUUUGCUGUUUUAGCUGUUUUUUUUUUUUCUUGUCAUACAUCCUCCUCUCCCUGUUCAGCCACUCCUCUGUCUCUCUGUCUGCCUCGAUUCAAGCCUGGCCCUCACCUCUGAAAUACACUGACAUGAAAGGAUCAUUUCAGAAAGAGACUUGUGCACUACCCAACCAUGCAGGCACUAAAGUUUAUUGUUUAGAUCAUCCCACAUUCACUCCGGCAUCUCUAACAGGACACAUAGGCUGUUGAGGAAUUGUCUCAUUUUGAACUGGAAACAAAACACACAAAAAUAAGAAGGAAAAAAACAUUUGUGUUUGUUUUUUACAGUUUCACUUAUGACCUGUUCUUCUGUUUCCAACAGCAGGCGAUAAUUAAAAAGUGUGAAGCAGAAGCAUCCCAUCCCACUGUGGGAAUGCCUCUUUAUUUUAA